Peniophora sp. CBMAI 1063 is the source of this 381-nucleotide messenger RNA. The record is from the annotation of a GenBank genome assembly. NCBI's taxonomy places the organism in Eukaryota, Fungi, Basidiomycota, Agaricomycetes, Russulales, Peniophoraceae.
AUGUCUCUAUCGACCACGAACAUCGGCGAAGACACUUAUGGCCAUGGUGAUACUACCGCACACAAUGACGACUGUGUUGUGCACCAGGUCCAAGAGAUCGCCCAAGGUUCUGGGAAGAAACCUCUGAAGGUGUUCUUCAAUCGCAAGGGCAUCAAGCUUGAGAUUGUGAGAAGGGACGUCAAUGUCGAUAAGGAAGGGUACCUCGCGUACGUGGAAACUAUACCCGGAGAUGAAACCAAAUGGCGUUGCACAUGCGAGAAGAUCGUGGAUGGCAAACAUAUUCGAUGCACUUACAAGUCUACUAAGCACCUCGUCAAACGCCAUGUCGAGUCAACACACUUGAACAUCAGGCGCUUUCAGUGCAGCUGGUGCGGGCAGUAA